AUGACAAUUGCAUAUCGUCGUUCAUUGUAUUCUCUUGCACGCUCGGUUAGCGACAACAUUUUUAAUAAACAAGUCUCGACGAAGAAACAUAUUGAAAUUUUAAUUGGACCAAACGUGGACGUUUAUUGUCAACCACUUGAUAAUAUUAAUUCGAUAAGUUUGAAGUUUCUGACGAUCAAGUUAGCAUCUAAAUUAGGCGAGUGCAAGAUCAUCAUCGAUGAUUGUAAGGUAAUACGCGAGGCGUCCAGUGUGUGCAUAAAACGUCGAGCGGCGUUAAAAAGUCGUUCAAUAGGGGACGAGCCGGUGAACGGAGAACAAGUCAUGUCGCGGGUUCUCGCGUCGGCGUGCGUUAUCUCGAUCGUCCUAAUGAUUUCGGAAACUGUGUCGCUGGAUCGAUCCAGGGGGACGGUGAACAACAGGCUGGAGGGCUCGUUUCAAUCGGCUCCCCUGUUCCUGUUCCACCUGCUCAAGCUGAAGCACAAGAUUCAGAGAAUAGAGAACGUUCCGACCAGCCCGCCGACCGCGGAUUGCGUUUGCAUACCUCACUACCUGUGUGACGUUAACGGUACCGUCACCCCGGAUAAAGUUGGAACGAUCGAUAUUCGAUACCGAAGAUGUACAGGUGACUUGGAGGUCUGCUGUCGUUUGGUGAACUCCACUACAACCACAACUACGACUACGACUACAAAGGCGCCUACGACUGCGACAACGAAGGCGCCUACGACUGCGACAACGAAGGCGCCUACGACUGCGACAACGAAGGCACCUACGACGAUGACAACGACGAAAGCCCCCAUCACGACCUCGACUACAACCACCCUUGGUCCAGUGGUGUUCCCGAGCACAGAGUCCCCGAAUUCUCAAGUCUGUGUCUGCGUGCUGGAAUCUCAAUGCGAUCCUUCGGGAAUAAUUGGUUCCUCGGGGGAGGGGGUGAUAAAUCCCCGUAUACAAUUCGUCCAGUGUCCCAACAGUAAUCAGGUCUGCUGUCUGCCGUCCAGCGUGAUCCGUUCUCCGACCACCACCAGCCCCCCGCCGGUCGUUCCCCCGCGAAUCUGUUAUCUUUGCGGGGGUGUGAUCCAGUGCAAUAACGGGAUCGUGGUCCCUGUGAAUCCUGUGGUGACCUACAGCCAGCCCUCGUGCCCUGUGCCCACCACCUGCUGUCAGGGGAUAAACCCCAUAUACGGAAACGGGAUUCCAGUGGUGUUGCCCAACACCCCCCAACAGGGCUGUUAUUGCGUGAAGAGCUGGCUGUGCCCCACGGGGAACUCGAUCACCUGGGGCCAAACCGGCGCCAUUGACCCCAGGCUUUCAUUGUGUUCCUCCGCGGACGAGGUUUGCUGUCUGACCACCGCCAUUGGCGCGCAGACGGGUCGCGAAUUGCAGGACGAAGCGAGGGAGAACAUAAUAAACGGGGAAGCCUCGUUCUCGCAGGUCGGAUGUGGCCUUCAGGACGACUCGUACGCACCAGCACAACCAUACCCUACGAACAGUGGGAGGACCUAUUUUGCAGAGUUCCCGUGGAUGGUUGCUCUCCUGACGCUGCAGCCGGAUGGAAAGUACAUGUUCCAGUGCGGUGGAUCAUUGAUCACCGAUAAAGCCGUCCUUACAGCGGCGCAUUGUGUCGCUAAGCUCGAAAACAGCAGACUGGUGGCGCGUAUCGGUCAGUUCGACUUGGAAAAACAACCGAGUGGUCAGCCAGUCCCCUAUCAAGAGGUGAACGUGAAGACUGCGGUGACCCAUCCGUCGUUUUACAGCGCUGGUCUGUUCCACGACAUUGCUGUGCUUAUUCUGGGCAAACCGGUCAAUCGAACCAUAAAUGCCAGGUCCAUUUGUAUACCUCGACAAGGAUCCAUUUUCCCUGCUGGGACUGAGUGUAUUGGUACAGGAUGGGGCAAGAAUUCGUUUGGUGGUUCGUACCAAACCGAGUUAAGAAAGGUGGAGGUCCCCAUAGUCGACAGGACGGAUUGCCAAAGUCGACUCAGGGCCACGAAAUUGGGCCCAUAUUUCCAGUUGCACAGCUCGUUUAUGUGCGCAGGCGGCGAAAUAAACCGGGACACGUGUCGCGGGGAUGGUGGAGGACCUUUGAUUUGUCCAACGGCCACGGGACAAUAUUUUCAGGCUGGCAUAGUAUCUUGGGGGAUCGGUUGCGGGUCUUCGAACGUGCCCGCUGUUUAUACAAACGUCGCCCAAUAUACACAGUGGAUCAAUCAGCAACUAGUUACUUACGGAACGUAAAAAUACGUUCUUUAUAUUCCAGUCAGAUCUCCAGUUAGUUGAAUACAAUAAAUUAUUUUUCUUAGAUUUGUCGUGAAUUAUAAGAAUGUACAUUCUAUUCGCAAGCGUGAGAAAAUGUGUUCAUUUGUUGAAUUUUUUCCUAGAGAACUAUAAGCGCGAAUAGUUUGAAAUUUGUUAAUAAUAUUGUAAACUAUGUUUCCUACACCUUUGGCAUUUUUUAAUGUUCACGACACGA
Messenger RNA from Colletes gigas, 2470 nucleotides. RefSeq lists its product as uncharacterized. The coding region runs from base 1 to 2235 and encodes 744 amino acids. Gene Ontology annotation, molecular function: serine-type endopeptidase activity. NCBI's taxonomy places the organism in Eukaryota, Metazoa, Arthropoda, Insecta, Hymenoptera, Colletidae. Gene Ontology annotation, biological process: proteolysis. The record is from RefSeq and is a predicted model, not a curated record. The transcript is spliced from 9 exons.